GCCGGCGCCUGCCCAGCCGGGGGCGGCGGGGAGGCCGCCGGGCGGGAGGUGCGGCUGCUGCUGCUGCGGGGCUUCGAGGCCCUGUGCGCGCGCGCCGCCGCCGCGGGGCACGGCGAGGCGCCGCCGAGCCGCGCGUGCGUCGAGGACUGCCUGCGGCGGCUCGACGGCGAGGUCGCCGCGGCCGCCGCGGCGCUGCCCCCCGGGGCCCUGCUGCUGCUCGUGUCGGGCUGCGGCGACUGGCACCGCCUGCGGCGCCUGCGGGAGUCUGGCCCGGCGGCGCGCCAGGGGUCACGGGCUCGGGAGCCUCGAGGCGGGGGUCCAUGCAAGCGGGGGUCAGCCAGAGCGCCCGAGCUCGCAGGAUCCUGCAGGGCCCGUGUCGCCUUGACCCGGGUUGGGGAGCAGGAUUCGGCAGGAUCUUGCAGGAUCCUUCGCGUUGACCCGGGUUUGGGUGCAGGAUCUUGCAGGGUCCUGCAAGAUUCUGCAAGGCCUGGCUGA
Prorocentrum cordatum is the source of this 495-nucleotide messenger RNA. Lineage: Eukaryota; Dinophyceae; Prorocentrales; Prorocentraceae. The record is from the annotation of a GenBank genome assembly.